Molecule: messenger RNA, 1505 nt
Organism: Clunio marinus
Lineage: Eukaryota; Metazoa; Arthropoda; Insecta; Diptera; Chironomidae
Source: the annotation of a GenBank genome assembly
AGUCUCAUGUGGCAAGAAGAAAUGGCAAGCGAUUGAUAAUCGACGGCUUGAAUGUUAAUGAAGUUCCUACUGAUUUUUAUUUUACGACAAUUGAUUAUAAAUAUGAGUUAAACUUUACUUUAUCAGACAGUUAACAUUUCAAAUCGCACCCUGCAAACAUCGCCGCGAUGGUUUCGAGAAACUUUUUGGUCGUUUUUGUGAUUUCUGUAGUUCUUCAUCAUGCAAUUGCAUUAAACGAAAAAGUUGAUAAAAGUGAAGUAAAAGAUGAGAAAAAAGUUGCAAAACGUGGAGUUCUUCAUUAUUCAACACAUGGCCACAUUCAUCCUGCUGUAGUGUCAGCUUCGCAUUACCAUCUACCACCAGCUAUUGCGAAAUAUCCGCUCAUCCAAAAACCAAUCUUUCCUGUUCCAGUUGCACCACCAGUGAUUGCACCUGCUGUGCAUGCAGUUCAUCCACACUAUCGUUUAGUUCCUGGAGGUGCAUCAGUCACUUCGUUUAAUGUCAAUUAUCCAAGAUAUCCAUUACUAGCUCGACCAUUAGCACCUUUCAUCCCAAAACCUGUCAUUCCAGCAGUUCAUCAUCCGGCAGCGUGUGGUGCGCACUUUCAUCCAACUUUUGUAGCACCAAAACCUGUUGUGCCAGUUGCAGUUCCAUACCCAGGAAUUCAUCGUCAUCCAAAGUAUCCCAUAGUGUUUCAAAAACCCGUCGUUGGCGGAUUCUUUCCACCUCAAUAUGUUCCAUUAGCAACACCAAAUCCAACAUUUAUUCCUGUAGCUGUUCCAGCAAAUCCACAACCAGCACUUCCACCAAUUGCUGUUAAUCCAGGUACUCAACACAACAUGAAUCCAUUUGCAGUCAAUCCAGGCACCCAACACAACAUGAAUCCAUUUGCAGUCAAUCCAGGCACCCAACACAACAUGAAUCCAUCGUCACAAUUUCCGCAAUCACAAUUUCCUAUGCCCACCCAACCGACUCUACAAAUACCUACAAUGACCUCACAUAGUUGGCGACCAAUUAUGAUGAUGAUGACACAACAUCGUCCGCAAACCACAAAACCGAUAUUCACUAAUAAACAUCCACCAUACAAUUAUCAUGCACCACGGGUGCCCUUCAAUCAUGAACAAAGAUCACCCACGAAUGGUAUAAUUUCAGGUCACGGACAAAUGUCGGGACAUCUUGCACAUCAGUUAGCACUUUAUCAGCAUCAGCAACAGCAACAUCAAAACAAUUUCCCUUACCCAGCAGCAGCUGAAACGUUCCAUCAGAAUUAUGAUCAUGCAAGUAACGAUGGACAAUAUCAUGGACUGUCGAGUUAUCAAGUGCCAAUUCAUCAUUAAUCUUAUGAGGUUCUCUUCAUUAAUUACGUGCCAAAUUAUGACUUAACAUUAUCAGAAUUUAUUUAUAUUUGUUAAAUGUGAAUCUCCGCAAGUUGAAAAUUGUUUUUGUCUUUAAGUUUUCUGUACAAAGGAGAUUAAAUGCUUUUUAAUAACAUAAAUAAAUCAUAA